UUUAAACUCUUCAACGGUCACACUGUAGCUUUGCCAAAUGUUUUGUUUCCCGGCUUAAAUAUGUCAAAUUCCGUGAAUAUAUCUGUGGAAACCACCUGCGAAAAUCAGAUACGCGAGAUUGGCUACGAUGGCACCGAGUUAUAUCAGCCGCCCCCGACUUUGUCCGAGAGUUUGGCAAAAUGUGCGGCACGCAUAGACUUUAGCAAGACGUCGCUGGACGAUCUGAAGAAGGAAGAGAAGACAGCAGCAGCGGCCACCGAGGAGGACAAGGAUGCUACUCAGUUUCAGGAGAGCCUGUGGCCCUGGGACGCAGUGCGCAACAAGCUGAAGGAUGCUCUCACCGAGAUUUGUGUUCUGUCCGAUGUCAUUUCCGUGGCUAAGGAUAAACGUUACUUGGUUCUGGAUCCCCUGCUUGAGGAGCCUGACGACACAAAGCCUAUUGUCCAAGUCUACAGCCGCAAGAAAGCUAUUUCCCAGGCGGCCCAAGUGCUCCUCAGCGGAGCUGAACGACUGCGAAAUGCACACAGCGAGCAACGCAGCCGGAACGUAUCUGAUUUCCACAUAGAACUACUACGUCUGCGACAGAAUUGGCGCCUGAAGAAGGUGUCUAAUGCGAUUAUCGGGGAUCUCAGUUACCGGACCGCUGGCUCUAAGUUUGGGAUGAGUGGGACCUUCGAGGUGACCAAAGCGGAAGAAACUGGGGAUGAGGAUGCCCCCAGCAAUGCCAACAACAGCAGCAGCAGUACAUCAAGCAACAAUGGCAUGCAGCUGAAAACCAGCUCCGCAUUGCGGGUGAUAGUCCCAGCGGAGUUACAGGGUGUGGCCUAUAUCAAGGUGAUUACGCAGAAGGAUCAAGAGGACUUGUGCACUGCGCAGGUUAAUCUUAUGGGACAUGGGCCAAAUAUAACCGCACAGGUAGGCGUGUGGCAAAAGACCCUCGAGUUCGCCCAGAAUGUGCUCUUCUGUAAGGAGCUCUUCGCCCAGUUGGCACGUGAAGCCAUCCAGCUACAAGCACCGAUACCCCACGUGGUUAUUGGCAAUCAGAUUCGCGCCACCCUGCUGCCGAACAUUCAACUGAUAAUCUCGUUGUGCCACUCGACCACCUUCGACUCCACCCAGCCGGCUCCAAUCAACGAUCAUGAUCAUGUUUUGGAACACUCAUUGCAUCAGCUGCUGCGUGAAGUGCACUACAAGAACUCCCAUCAUCCAUUUCCCCAUCCUGCAAGUGCUCCACUAGGGCCGACGAAAAAACGCAUGCUGGCAGGUCCUAUGGCGGCGGAUCGGGAAACUCUAUUGGACAUGACCAAGUCGCAGACUAUACUUGAACAGAUUAUCGCCCAGGCACAGCACAUCUUUAUGCGCAAGCGGACCCAGUAUGUGCUCGACACGCUGGCCAGGGAUGUCAAGGAUCCGCAAAUUGUUUCACACUGGAACGCCAUGAACAGUCCUACCAUGUCGUGUGUUAAGAUUAACAUUGUGACGCACGGUUACGACGCCAUUGGACGCACCUCCCUGGUGAUCCAUGUUAAGGAACGUUCUCUGAAGUGCAUUUGUCGAGAUGGUCGUGUUAUGCGUCUGUCCUACGAACCGCAGGAGUUGCGCGAUCUGAUUCUCUGCCAGAUCAAUUCACACCAGAUCUCCUGCCUGAUCAGUUUAGCCCGCUGUAUGGCCUGGACAGUGCUUUCGAAUAGCAACCAUUUGGGCAUCGGAAAGGUGGAGCCGCUGGGCAAUGCUACCUCUUGCCUGCUGGCCUCUCCCAAUAGCGAUCGCAUGAUUGCUGUUCAGAUACGCUGCGAUCCUCAGAUAGAUGUUAAGGUCUACAUAGCUAGAAGUCCACGACAAGACUUCUUUCCCAGUCCACUUGUACCGGAAAAGUUGUGGGAGAAUCUGGGUGGCAAUUUCAAAGAGGUUCGGUUUGACAAAAUCGAGGGCAAAAGCUUCCUCAAUAAAAUGGAAUUUCUGAUGGCUUCACUUACCAGUAACUCAUCCUAAAAAGGCCCACACAAACCCAUUAGAUAAUAGAUUGAAUUAGAACACUAUGUUAGGGAUUAAUUAAAGUAAAAGAGUUGUAAUAAGUUUUA
Molecule: messenger RNA, 2081 nt
Organism: Drosophila eugracilis
Lineage: Eukaryota; Metazoa; Arthropoda; Insecta; Diptera; Drosophilidae
Gene: MED17
Product: mediator of RNA polymerase II transcription subunit 17
Biological process (GO): regulation of transcription by RNA polymerase II
Cellular component (GO): mediator complex; core mediator complex
Molecular function (GO): transcription coregulator activity
Source: RefSeq, a predicted model, not a curated record